UCUCUCUGGCCUUGGUUUGUAGCUUCUGUUUUUCCCUUCUUCCAUCGCGACUUCGGGUCCUGACAAGACAUGGCUUCUGCCACUGUGGCAGCUGCAAGGAGAGCGCUCCGCCGGGCUGUCCCGCUUCUCCGGCGCAGUUACCAGACGGAGAGGGGCGUCUAUGGCUACCGGCCGAGGAAAGCCCAGAGCAGCGAGCCCCGAGGAGACGCUGCACAGCCCUCAGUUGAUCAUGGCCUUGCCAGGCUGGUGACAGUAUUCUGUGAGCACGGCCACAAAGCUGCCCAGAUCAACCCUCUCUUUCCUGGACAAGCCCUGCUGGAUACUGUGCCUGAAAUCCAAGCCCUCGUGCAGACACUGCAGGGACCCUUCAUAACCACAGGUCUGUUGAACAUGGGUAAGGAAGAGGCUUCCCUGGAGGAAGUGUUAGCCUAUUUGAACCAUAUCUACUGCGGGCCAAUUUCUGUUGAAACCGCCCAGCUUCAGAGCCAGGAGGAGAAAGACUGGUUUGCCAGAAGGCUUGAGGAACUGAAAAAGGAGACGUUUACCACAGAGGAGCGAAAACACCUGUCAAAACUGUUGCUAGAAUCGCAGGAGUUUGACCACUUUUUGGCCACCAAGUUUGCCACAGUGAAGAGAUAUGGAGGUGAAGGGGCCGAAAGCAUGAUGGGGUUUUUCCAUGAGUUGCUGAAAUCGGCAGCCUACGGUGGUAUAACUGAUCUCAUUAUCGGCAUGCCCCAUAGAGGGAGGCUGAAUCUGCUGGCAGGCCUUCUGCAGUUACCUCCAGAGCUGAUGUUCCGUAAAAUGCGAGGCUUAAGUGAAUUUCCAGAAAAUGCCGCAGCCAUUGGAGAUGUCCUGUCCCAUCUGACCUCCUCCGUGGACCUAGACUUCGGUGCCCACCGUCCCCUCCAUGUGACAAUGCUGCCAAACCCUUCACAUUUGGAAGCUGUUAACCCCGUGGCCGUAGGGAAAACUCGUGGUAGGCAACAGUCUCGUGAAGACGGUGACUACUCACCUCACAGUUCUGCUCAGCCUGGGGACAGAGUCAUUUGCCUACAGGUUCACGGUGACGCUUCCUUCUGCGGUCAAGGGAUUGUUCUCGAAACGUUCACGCUCUCUAAUCUCCCACAUUUCAGAAUUGGUGGGAGCAUCCAUCUAAUCGUCAAUAACCAGCUAGGUUACACCACUCCAGCAGAAAGAGGAAGGUCGUCUUUGUACAGCAGUGACAUGGGAAAGGUCGUAGGCUGUGCCAUCAUCCAUGUCAAUGGAGACAGUCCAGAGGAAGUGGUCCGAGCUACACGACUUGCUUUUGAGUAUCAGCGCCAGUUCCGCCAGGACGUGAUUAUUGAUCUGUUAUGCUAUCGACAGUGGGGCCACAAUGAGCUUGAUGAGCCUUUCUUCACGAACCCAGCCAUGUACAAAAUCAUCAGAGCCCGAAAGAGCAUCCCUGACACCUAUGCAGAGCACCUCAUUGCCAGUGGACUCAUGACCCAGGAGGAGGUUUCUGACAUAAAAGCUUCCUACUAUGCCAAGUUAAAUGACCACUUGGCCAACACGGCCCACUACAGCCCCCGUGCCACUAACCUGCAGGCCCACUGGCAGGGCCUGGUGCAGCCAGAGGCAUGCGUCACCACCUGGAACACAGGUGUGCCGCUGGAGCUCCUUCGGUUUAUUGGCGUGAAGUCCGUGGAGGUUCCAGACAAACUGCAGUUACACAGCCAGCUUCUGAAGAUGUAUGUUCAGUCAAGAAUGGAGAAGAUGAAGAGUGGAACAAAUUUAGACUGGGCCACAGCAGAAACCCUUGCCUUGGGCUCCUUGCUUGCUCAGGGUUUCAAUGUUCGUCUAAGUGGCCAAGAUGUUGGCCGUGGAACUUUCAGUCAAAGGCAUGCAAUGGUGGUUUGCCAGAACACUGAUGAUGCCUACAUUCCUCUGAACCAUAUGGACCCUAAUCAGAAGGGGUUUCUAGAGGUUAGCAACAGCCCCCUGUCGGAGGAGGCUGUCCUGGGAUUUGAAUAUGGGAUGAGCAUUGAAAGCCCAAAGCUGCUAUCCCUCUGGGAAGCUCAGUUCGGCGAUUUCUUCAACGGAGCCCAGGUCAUCUUUGACACAUUCAUCUCAGGAGGAGAGGCCAAGUGGCUCCUGCAGAGUGGCAUCGUCAUCCUCCUUCCUCAUGGCUAUGAUGGGGCCGGGCCCGAUCACUCGUCUUGUCGGCUAGAGCGGUUCCUGCAGAUGUGUGACAGUGCAGAAGAAGGUGUGGACAGCGACACUGUGAACAUGUUUGUGGUACACCCGACUACUCCAGCGCAGUACUUCCACCUGCUUAGAAGACAGAUGGUCCGCCACUUCAGAAAACCUCUCAUUGUUGCUUCUCCCAAAAUGUUACUCAGGUACCCGGCAGCUGUGUCAGCUCUUCAGGAAAUGGCCCCAGGAACAGCAUUCAAACCUGUCAUUGGUGAUUCGUCAGUAGAUCCAAAAAAUGUUAAAAGCCUCAUAUUCUGCUGCGGCAAACAUUUUUAUGCCCUGCUGAAGCAAAGAGAAUCCUUGGGGUCCAAGAAGCAUGACUUUGCCAUCAUUCGAAUAGAGGAACUCUGCCCUUUCCCACUGGACUCAUUACAGCAAGAGAUGAGCAAAUACAAACACGUUAAAGAUGUCAUUUGGAGUCAGGAGGAACCUCAGAACAUGGGCCCAUGGUGUUUUGUUUCUCCAAGGUUUGAAAAACAACUGGCCUGCAAGCUCCGCCUUGUAAGCCGGCCCCCUCUGCCAGCACCUGCGGUGGGAAUUGGCACGGUGCACCAGUGGCAGCAUGAAGACAUCCUCAGCAGGACCUUCACGUCAUAGCGUGCUCUGAGGAGCCAGCAUCACCUCUUAAGCAAAGUGCCAUAGAAGAAAACCCUGCCUCCUCUACUCUGUUUCCUUUCC
Acomys russatus (golden spiny mouse) is the source of this 2913-nucleotide messenger RNA. It is a transcript of the gene Dhtkd1, whose product is annotated as dehydrogenase E1 and transketolase domain containing 1. The transcript is spliced from 17 exons. Gene Ontology annotation, molecular function: thiamine pyrophosphate binding; oxoglutarate dehydrogenase (succinyl-transferring) activity. The coding region runs from base 70 to 2832 and encodes 920 amino acids. Lineage: Eukaryota; Metazoa; Chordata; Mammalia; Rodentia; Muridae. The record is from RefSeq and is a predicted model, not a curated record. Gene Ontology annotation, biological process: tricarboxylic acid cycle.